AUGCCUCGUCCGACCAGCCAGCACCGCCACUCGUCGAGCAUUGCUGCUGGCUCUCUCCCAAAAUCCCGCCCGCACUCACACUCGCUGUCUGUAGGCUCUAUAAAUCCCGCGCACCGUGUGACGCGGAGGAAGAGCAUGUCCUCGACCGCCAACGUCGCUGCCAUGACGGCUGCUGCCAAGGGCAUGUCCGGCGCACCCCUCGAGGGAACCGCGACUGCUGCCCGCCGCUCGUCGAAGCCUGCCUCGGCCUUCCGAGGGCCUGCCCUCAACUAUCCCGCCAUGGCCAGCAGCGUCCCCAGCAAUGGCUCCGUCUACAGCCCCGGCAGCUACAAUCCAGCUGCCAAGACUGAGGUAGUUGUGACCGACGGGCCCCCUCUGGCGACCAUGCCCGAGCAUGAAAAGGGCAACUCCAAGUCUAGAAUGCGUCGCGCCAGCGAGGGCUCGCGUCUCGCCAAAGGCGAGGGCAAGCGCACAAGUGGUAGCGAAUUGAGAUGUGAAAAAUGUGGGAAAGGGUACAAGCACAGUAGUUGUCUGACCAAACAUCUUUGGGAGCACACCCCGGAAUGGCAGUACACGUCCAAGCUGCUCAUCUCCAAGCACCAGCAGGUGCAGCUCCUGGAGGCAGCCUCGGUUCUCGUCGCCAUGAACCAGGAGGGCGAAUCUGCUCGAGACAGCGACUCGGCGUCUCCUCCCGCGUCAGGGUCUUCCGACGUGCGCGACGAGCUGAGUUCCACGGACACUACCCCGCCCCCGCAAAUUGACGACCACGCUGUGGGCUCCUUCCCUCGCUCCCACUUUGGGCAUCGUUCUUCAAAACGCUAUUCCACAAACAGCAGCUCCGCCUACAGCCAAUCCUACCAGUCUGCUGUGUUUUCUGACAACGGUCACGGUGGCCAUUAUCGCCAGUGGAGCAACGUGUCGGAUCGCCCCACCACAUCCGGCACCUCGGUCGCAGGCUCUUAUCACGACCAUGAUGAUGAAAAUGAUCAGGCCGAUCUCGCUGCUGCUGUUGGUUUGCUGAGCUGCUCUUACGGGACCCCAAAGACGGGCCCUAUCGCUCUUCCUCCUGAUGUUCCCCCCGUUCCUCCCCUACCAGCGAAAUUUUUAGGCUUUAACAACCCGCAUUCGAUAUCGGGCAGCACCACCGUAACUGCGCACCAAUCGAGUUUACGCAGAUACCAAUACCCCGAAAGUAAAGACGUGGACAUGGACGAAGAAAGUUUUGCGGAUGACGACGACUUCCGCCACCCGCACUCUCGUAGCCAUGGACGUAUUGACGAGGACGACGACGCCUUUUUCGGAAGAAUGGAAGAAUAA
Molecule: messenger RNA, 1317 nt
Organism: Lindgomyces ingoldianus
Lineage: Eukaryota; Fungi; Ascomycota; Dothideomycetes; Pleosporales; Lindgomycetaceae
Exons: 2
Coding region: 1-1317 (438 amino acids)
Source: RefSeq, a predicted model, not a curated record